AUGUCAAAGGUAUGCGAGAGGGCUGCUCACACGCAGUUCAUGGACUUUUUGGAUAAAAAACAGCAAGAUAUCCGGCUUACAGGGUGGAAAAAGAAAGUUCCACAUCACUGAAACCGCCUUACUGCACUACACGGACCAGCUCCUUGUGCUGCUCGACAUGUCUAAAGCUUUCGACAGCAUCCAACAUGACAACUUAUUAUCAAAACUGCACUUACUGGGUGUGUCGGCCUCCACGCUAGCCUGGUUCAAGAGUUACCUAUCAUUACGCAAGCAAGUGGCCAGGAUUGGCAGUGACCUAUCCGACCCUCUCCCACUGACAGUGGGUGUGGCCCAGGGGUCCAUUCUCGGUCCAGUUUUGUUCACGUUGUACGUCAACGACCUUCUGCGAGUGCGGAGCCAUAGACUAUGUAGACGACAACAAGCUGCUUUUGACUCUUGCCCCGUUUGACAUCAGCAUUGCCAUUUCUGACCUCAAUAGUGAUCUCCGCGAGAUCGCAAAGUGCUGUUCAACAAACUCUUUGUUAAUUAACCCAAACAAAACUAAGCUCCUCGUUGUUGGCGUUCCACAACUAACUCGAAACUUAUCUUUACCUCCUUUUGUUCAAUUGGGGAAGAACAUCAAGCCCUCUCCUGUUGUAAAAGACUUGGGGAUCUGGAUCGACUCCGCCGUAACUAACCAUGUAUCUAAACUGUCCUCGAGCUGCCUGUAUAAUCUACGUGGUAUCAAUAGAAUUAAACAUCAUUUGGAAAACAAAACACUUUGUUUAAUUAUCAAGGAUCUUUUUUUUAGCAGGCUUUUUUUUUUAUUGUUCUAGUGUAUGGGGUAACACCUCCAGCAAAAACAUUUCUAAGCUUCAACUUAUCCAGAACUUUGCUUGCAGAAUCAUCCUAGGUAUCAAAAAAUUUGUUCAUUCUCUGCCGCGCGCAAAUCCCUUGGUUGGCUAA
Molecule: messenger RNA, 945 nt
Organism: Porites evermanni
Lineage: Eukaryota; Metazoa; Cnidaria; Anthozoa; Scleractinia; Poritidae
Source: the annotation of a GenBank genome assembly